ACGCUAUCAUCCAUUACCAUUUCUUUCUGAAUUUUCUGGAAUCUCUCUCUGUCUCUCUUCCCAGAUUCUCUCCUUCUUCUUCAACCCUCUUUCCUUCUCUCCAUUUUUCACAUUUUCAUUCUCUCUCUGAAUCGUUUUCUUCUUUUUCGACGGUUCUGACCCAGCUAUGGCGUCGAAACGCAUCUUGAAGGAGCUCAAGGAUUUGCAGAAAGACCCUCCUACAUCGUGCAGUGCAGGUCCUGUGGCUGAGGACAUGUUUCAUUGGCAAGCCACAAUCAUGGGUCCUGCUGAUAGCCCAUAUGCUGGUGGUGUUUUCCUAGUUUCAAUUCAUUUUCCUCCUGACUAUCCCUUCAAGCCACCAAAGGUUGCAUUUAGGACCAAGGUGUUCCACCCAAACAUCAACAGCAAUGGCAGCAUAUGUCUUGACAUUCUUAAGGAACAAUGGAGCCCAGCACUAACCAUUUCCAAGGUCCUUCUGUCAAUUUGCUCAUUGUUGACGGAUCCCAACCCUGAUGAUCCACUCGUACCUGAAAUUGCGCACAUGUACAAGACGGACAGGACCAAGUAUGAGGCUACAGCCCGCAGCUGGACACAGAAGUAUGCCAUGGGAUGAUAUGCCAAGUCUUGGCUGUACAAUGAAGCAGCAAAAUCAUAAUUUAUGUAAAAGAACUAAAGAUAUUACGCAUGAAUUUGAAUGCUUUCUUUUAUUGUUAGUGGAACUCCAACAACGGUAAGGGACCUGGUUAUCAUUUGUGAAUAUUUCUUUGUAAGACACUUGUGAUGGAAGAAACUGUAAUGUAAUGUUAUGCAAACUUUAAUGCUUUUUGAUCUUAUUCAGAUACAGGUCUUUGGAUUCAUGUUUGAAUUGUUAUUGCUUUACAUUUAUUUUAAUUCUACUAGUAGCAUUAACGUUCAAUAUUUAUUUCAUGAUUACAGGUAUUUCAACAUACGCACACAUAAUUGUUACUAACUACUAUUCAGUAGCUACUUAUUGAUGAAAUUUGGAUUUCUAUGCCUGGGGAAUACAAGUUAAACUAAUUGGAAGAAAAGGUUUUGUUGGUCGGGAAACCCAUUAGAUAUGGGCAUGAUAAGGGCUUUAGAUUUUUAUGUAGUUAACUAUUCUUUAUUGUUUUUGGUGUUCUUGCCCAAACCUCGAGUUUAUUAUGUGUAGGCUAGACACCAUAUUAUGAUGCACACCAUAGUGAUCCAUCCUCGUGAUGUAUAUAAUAUUUGUGACUGAAUUCGUACUUGUUUUUAUAAAAAAUAAUUUUGAAAU
Messenger RNA from Abrus precatorius (Indian licorice), 1276 nucleotides. RefSeq names its product ubiquitin-conjugating enzyme E2-17 kDa-like. Gene Ontology annotation, biological process: protein polyubiquitination. The transcript has 5 exons. The record is from RefSeq and is a predicted model, not a curated record. Gene Ontology annotation, molecular function: ubiquitin conjugating enzyme activity. Gene Ontology annotation, cellular component: nucleus. Bases 167 to 613 code for a protein of 148 amino acids. NCBI's taxonomy places the organism in Eukaryota, Viridiplantae, Streptophyta, Magnoliopsida, Fabales, Fabaceae.